UGCGCCCUGCCAGCUAGCCGUCCCGGGAGGGUCCGGCCCCCUAAGCCCUCCGUGUGUUCGCGGCGUGCUCGGCGCAUGGACAGCCCCCUUGGCCCUCCGCCUGCCUGGGCGACCUCUUGCAAGCUGACUGGGGCCAGGGGCGGGGCUUCGCCCAGUGUGGGGAAUAUAAAGGCCCGGGCUGUGCGCUUGCAAAGGCAACAGCUGAGCAGUGCCGAGUGCCUGGUCGGAUCUAAAGAGCAGACAGAAAAAGCACCGCUGUUGCUUAAACAAGAGAUCUCUCGAGGCAAAGAUUGACAGCUCUGUGGUUCUGGUCUCUGUGACUCGCUGUGUCUACUCCCUUAGCUAACGAUGGAGACGAUGCAGGAGCUGAUUCCCUUUGCCAAAGAGAUGCUCAGCCAGAAACCCAACGGGAAGAUGGUCAAGCUGUACAUGCUGGGCAGCGUGCUGACGUUCUUUGGUGUGGUCAUUGGCCUGGUGGAGACGGUCUGCAGCCCUUUCGCCUCCGAGGAGAGGCAGGAGGAGGAGGAGAGGGAGAAGGAAGAGGAGAGACCUGCCACCCCCCUGACGAAAGAGGAGGUUGUGCCUCAGAAACAGGAGGGUGUAACAAUGGAAAAAAGCAAGCAGGUGCUAGCAGUGAGAAAUUUGGUGAACCGGCAGCAUGCAUCAUAAGAGCACGUCCGGCACCUGCAAGAACAUGGUGACAUGAAAUGCACAGGACAUUCCUUGCCCCAUUCCUUCUUGACAGUGUAGUUUCCAGAAGGCAAGAGAACUGUGACUUGUAUGCGAGAUGCAAAUGGACUCUAUACCUAAAACCAAGAGAGUUUUAUUUUGCUGCCAUGCAGCAGUUUUAACUACACAGCCAUUUCAAUCUACGUACCUGUUCUUUAGGUAUGGAUAUGUGAAGCUUGUAGCAUCUUGUACCCACCUUUGUGUGGGGUGGUUGUUUUUAUAUUAUUGUUAUUAUGAUAACUAUGCAUACAAUUUACAUACAUUUUCAUUUUAAAUAAACUAUUUUAUACCUGA
Podarcis raffonei (Aeolian wall lizard) is the source of this 1023-nucleotide messenger RNA. RefSeq names its product G0/G1 switch 2 (gene G0S2). Gene Ontology annotation, cellular component: mitochondrion. The record is from RefSeq and is a predicted model, not a curated record. The coding region runs from base 349 to 669 and encodes 106 amino acids. Lineage: Eukaryota; Metazoa; Chordata; Lepidosauria; Squamata; Lacertidae. The transcript has 2 exons. Gene Ontology annotation, biological process: positive regulation of extrinsic apoptotic signaling pathway.